AUGGCCGGAGAUCAACUAAACGUGCUAAACGCACUUGACGUUGCAAAAACGCAAUGGUAUCAUUUCACCGCGAUUAUAAUCGCCGGAAUGGGAUUCUUCACCGACGCCUACGACCUUUUCUGUAUCUCUCUAGUCACUAAACUCCUUGGCCGCAUUUACUACCACGUUGACGGCUCAGAGAAGCCCGGAACGCUGCCUCCAAACGUCUCAGCCGCGGUUAAUGGUGUUGCGUUUUGUGGUACACUCGCGGGCCAGCUCUUCUUUGGCUGGCUCGGUGACAAACUCGGGAGGAAAAAAGUUUACGGUAUGACUCUCAUGGUAAUGGUCCUUUGCUCAAUCGCUUCAGGUCUCUCCUUUGGGAGUGACCCGAAAACGGUGAUGACCACACUCUGUUUCUUCCGGUUUUGGCUUGGUUUUGGGAUCGGUGGCGAUUAUCCGUUAUCCGCCACGAUUAUGUCGGAAUACGCCAAUAAAAAGACCCGCGGCGCGUUUAUAGCCGCCGUUUUCGCUAUGCAAGGGUUUGGAAUCUUGACCGGGGGUAUCUUUGCGAUCAUCGUGGCUGCGGCUUUCGAGGCUAAGUUUCCGGCUCCUGCCUAUAAAGUUGAUGCCUUGGCAUCCACGGUUCCUCAGGCGGAUUACGUGUGGCGGAUCAUUCUGAUGGUCGGUGCUUUGCCUGCCGCAAUGACGUAUUACUCGAGGUCAAAGAUGCCGGAAACCGCGAGGUAUACGGCUCUUGUGGCCAAGGACGCGAAGCUAGCAGCUUCGAACAUGUCUAAGGUUUUGCAAAUGGAGGUUGAAGCAGAGCAUGAGAGAGUUGAAGAGAUCUCUAGAGAUAAGUCCAAUUCCUUUGGCUUGUUCUCCAAGGAAUUCAUGAAACGCCAUGGGCUUCAUUUGCUCGGAACCACAAGCACAUGGUUCCUACUUGACAUCGCCUUCUAUAGCCAGAACCUUUUCCAAAAAGAUAUUUUCAGUGCGAUCGGAUGGAUCCCUCCGGCUCAGACUAUGAACGCAAUUCAAGAGGUUUUCAAGAUUGCCCGUGCACAAACCCUAAUCGCCUUGUGCAGCACGGUACCCGGUUACUGGUUCACAGUGGCAUUCAUCGACGUCAUUGGUAGAUUUGCGAUACAAAUGAUGGGUUUCUUCUUCAUGACCGUCUUUAUGUUCGCUCUCGCCAUUCCUUACGACCAUUGGACUCACAAGGAAAACAGAAUCGGAUUCGUGGUAAUGUACUCAUUAACAUUCUUUUUCGCCAACUUUGGACCUAAUGCAACAACUUUCGUCGUGCCCGCUGAGAUCUUCCCGGCUAGGUUUAGAUCAACCUGCCAUGGAAUAUCCGCGGCUUCUGGAAAAUUAGGGGCAAUGGUUGGUGCGUUUGGGUUCUUGUACUUAGCACAAAGUCCUGACAAGACCAAGACAGAGCAUGGAUACCCUCCAGGCAUUGGUGUCAAGAACUCGCUCAUUGUUUUGGGUGUGGUUAAUCUUCUGGGGAUGGUUUUUACUCUGUUGGUUCCUGAAUCUAAAGGCAAGUCUCUCGAGGAAAUGUCCGGUGAGAAUGAGAACAAUGAUGAAAGCAGCAGUAAUAGCAACAACAACCAAAACAACACGGCCCCAAUUGCAUAG
Molecule: messenger RNA, 1620 nt
Organism: Arabis nemorensis
Lineage: Eukaryota; Viridiplantae; Streptophyta; Magnoliopsida; Brassicales; Brassicaceae
Source: the annotation of a GenBank genome assembly